AGUAGAAUUUCUUGUGGAUAAACCAUAUUUUGAAAUUACAAAUUUAAUCAGGACCUUGACUCAGAACAUCAAAUUAAUAAUUUUCUAGCAGUGGCUUCAUUCCUUCCCCACCCUAUAUAUAAAUGUAAAUGCAAGCUACUUCUUAUCUUCAAAUUCAAAGAACAAAACAGCUCCUUUGCCUAGAAGAAUUGAAGUUGGAUUUUGUUGGUAUAUCUCAAUGAGAUACUCAGCUGCAGUUUUGGGGAUUGUUUUUACAUUGAUUUCUUGGGAUGGAGUAAAUUCAAAUGCCACCCAUUGUAAGGCAGAGGAGAGAGAAGCCCUUCUGCACUUUAAGCAAUAUCUCACCGAUCCUUCCAACCGCCUCUCUUCUUGGGUUGGUGAAGAUUGCUGCAGGUGGACAGGAGUUCGCUGCCACAACACCACUGGCCAUGUCAUCCAUCUCAACCUCUCCAAUCCAUUCCCUCUUGAUGAUGAUGAUGAUUAUGAUUAUCAGUCAUUGGUUGCUGCGACUGAUGAGGGGUCCAGUUUGGGUGGGAAAAUAAGCGGCUCUUUGCUGCAAUUGAAACAUCUUCAGCAUCUGGACUUGAGUAACAAUCAUUUUCAGGGACUUCAGAUUCCACAGUUCUUUGGUUCCCUCACCAAUCUCGCUUAUCUUAACCUUUCUUCUGCGGGAUUUGUGGGCCCCAUUCCUCCUCAACUUGGGAAUCUUUCAAGCUUGCUCUCUCUUGAUAGUUGCUGGAAUUCUGGUUUGUACGUUACAGACGACGUAAGAUGGAUUUCUCAUCUCUCCUCAAUUGAAUUCCUCGACAUGAGCUCUGUCAAUCUCAGCCGGGCAUCUAAUAAUUGGCUUCAGGCAAUGAACAUCCUCCCUUCCUUAUCCACGUUGCUCUUGAGUGAUUGUUCCCUCAGCCAUAAUCUUCCUCUUUCUCAUGUCAAUUUUUCUUCCCUUGUCGCUCUUGAUCUCUCCUAUAACUCUUUCAUGAAUUCUUCCACAUUUGCUUGGCUCUCCAGUCUCACUUCUCUUGUUUCACUCAAUCUGCGUGGCGCCUAUUUUACAGAGGGUUCAAUUCCAAUAUAUCUUCAGAACAUGUCCUCUACUCUUCGAUUCAUGGACCUUUCAUAUUGCAAUUUGAACUCUACCACACCCAACUGGUUUUCUGGUCUCUCUUCUAUUGCUUCCCUUGAUCUGAGUGAAAACCAAAUUCCUGGUUUGCUUCCCGCCCCUCUACGGAACCUCACUACUCUUCGGUUCCUUAAUCUUGCUAGUAACCAAUUCAACUUUGCAAUACCAGAGUGGUUGUAUGAGAUGACCGACCUCCAGAGUCUCGAUCUUUCUUCCAAUCAUUUUCAAGGAUCAAUUUCUGGUGCUAUUGGCAACCUGACAUCACUCACAAAACUCGAUCUUUCUUCCAAUCAUUUUCAAGGAUCAAUUUCUGGUGCUAUUGGCAACCUGAAAUCACUCACAAAACUCCGGUUAUCUGGCAAUGACUUUGAAGGACGGAUUCCGACAUCCUUGGGAAACCUCUUCAAUUUGAGAGUUUUAGAUUUGGCAGGGAACCAACUCAGUGGAGAUAUUUCUGAAAUUUUUGGAGAUUAUUCAUUUGAUUCGUGCGCCAAGGAAACACUGGAGUCAGGCCAAUUGCCCAAGCAUUUCGGAGAAUUUAAAAGUUUGUCCGUGCUUGAUAUUUCCCAAAACUCCAUUUCAGGGCCACUUCCUGUGUCUAUAGGGAAAUUAUCAUCCUUGAGGAGCUUACAAAUUUAUUCCAAUCUUUUCAAUGGGAGUAUUCCAGAAACUCUUGGGAGUCUCUCUAAAUUAGAAAGUGUGGACAUCUCUAACAAUUCCUUGGAAGGCACUAUUUCAGAAGUUCACUUCGCAAAUCUGGCAAGACUGACUGUUUUCCGUGCUGAUUCAAACCCAUUGGCCUUCAAAAUAAGCCCCAAUUGGAUUCCUCCAUUUCAACUAAGAAAAAUUUCACUGAGCUCAUGUCAUAUGGGACCUCAAUUAUUUCCUUCAUGGCUUCAAACAAAGAGGGAAUUGGAAUAUUUAAACCUCAUAAAUGCUUCAAUAUUAGGUGAAAUCCCAACUGGCUUUUCCAAUAUGUCUCAACUUUCCUAUGUGGAUCUAUCUCAAAACCAGAUCCAUGGCCCGUUGCCUCCUAUGCCUGCUAAACUCAGCUAUUUAGAUCUUUCAAAUAAUUACUUGAAUGGAUCUCUUGUUCCCUUCUUGUGCAAUAAAAUGGUAGAUAAGGAAGCUAAUUUAUUAUCGUUGGAUCUAUCAAAAAAUUUUUUGUCUGGAGAAAUUCCUAAUUGUUGGAUGAAUUGGAAAAAUUUAUUGGUAUUACGAUUGGAGAAAAAUAAUUUGGCAGGAAAAAUACCAAGUUCCAUGGGUUCUCUAACUUGGCUUGGAUCACUACACUUGAGCAAGAACAAGCUCUAUGGAAACUUGUCUACGACAUUGCCAAGUUUUCAUUAUUUACAAGUUUUGGAUCUUAGUGAAAAUAAGUUUUCUGGAAGAAUACCGUUAUUGAUAGGAGAAAGCCUACCCCUUCUUCGAGUCCUUAUUCUUCACACAAAUAAGUUGAGUGGCAGUAUUUCCAUCCAGCUCUGUCAACUCUAUUCUCUUCAAAUCUUGGACCUUGCACAAAACAAUCUCUCUGGAGCCAUUCCAACAUGCUUUGGUAAUUACAGCGCAAUGAUUAACAAAACAAAAAAUUUGAAAUACUUUUUGUACAAUGAUACAGGAUACUUUGAUAAAGCAAUGGUUGUGAUAAAGCAAUAUAUGUAUGAAUUCAGCACUUCUCUCCCUCAAUUAACAAGCAUUGACAUUUCAUGCAACAACUUGUAUGGAGAGAUCCCUGUAGAAUUGACCCAUCUUAAAGGUUUGUUAUCCCUAAACCUAUCCAUGAACAAACUUCAAGGAAAGAUCCCAGAUAAAAUUGGCAACAUGACAUCACUGGAGUCUAUUGAUUUAUCAAUGAAUAAACUUUCAGGCAUAAUUCCUCAAAGUAUGUCAAGUUUGACAUUCUUGGAAUAUUUAAAUUUGUCAUACAAUAACUUAUCGGGCAGAAUUCCUUUAAGUACCCAGAUCCAAGGCUUCCCUCCGCUCAGUUUCAUUGGCAACCAUGAGCUCUGUGGUCUACCAUUGGUAGAUGAAUGCACAAAAACUGAAACACCUCUAGUUCGAAAACCAAGUUGGCACAAUGAAAGAGAUGGAUGGAUUGAUAUGAGGUGGUUCUAUUCGGGCAUGCCAUUUGGAUUUGUUGUGGGUUUUUGGGCUGUUUUGGGUCCUUUAAUGUUGAACAAGGUUUGGAGAUUGGCCUAUUUUCAAUUCUUAGAUGACUUGAAAUACAAGUUGUUUGGUGGGUUUAGAUUUGUUUAAAGUUUUUGUGUUUUUAUCUAGGCCUGUUUAGAUUUGUUUCUUAUUUAGCAUUGUUUAAAUUUGUGGUCUUGGUUUGGUUGGUUGUUGGUGUUGUUUUUGGGAGGACUUUAAUUUCUUUAUCUGUAAUCUCCCAAUGUUUGUCUUAUAACCACGGUAUUCCUCCGCCAAAAGUGAGGGCAUAUCAAUAAAGAUUGCAUUAUUCAAAAAAAAA
This is a messenger RNA of Malania oleifera, 3590 nucleotides long. RefSeq names its product receptor-like protein EIX1. The record is from RefSeq and is a predicted model, not a curated record. The transcript has a single exon. Gene Ontology annotation, molecular function: protein binding. NCBI's taxonomy places the organism in Eukaryota, Viridiplantae, Streptophyta, Magnoliopsida, Santalales, Ximeniaceae. The coding region runs from base 218 to 3379 and encodes 1053 amino acids.